Molecule: messenger RNA, 1423 nt
Organism: Schistosoma spindalis
Lineage: Eukaryota; Metazoa; Platyhelminthes; Trematoda; Strigeidida; Schistosomatidae
Source: the annotation of a GenBank genome assembly
UUUAAAGCGGUCAUAAUAAGUACAAACACCACAUCUUUACUGCAACACAAGCUUUCAGGAUAAACACAGACCAUUCAUUAAAGCCUAAUACUGAGGACUGAAAACAAAAGCCGCUAAUUGCAAACAGUCAAGGUCACCGUCGUUGUGUUAUCAAAUGAGUUCACUUUGUUACCUUUUUGUAGUAUCCGCUUCUGUACUCCUUACUUUAGGAGAUGCAGAGAUGGUUGGAGCACCCAGAAAACUGCAACCGAAUGAGGCAAAUUUAGAAAAAUUUAAUCAUGAGUUGGUCAAGGUAACUCAUAAAUUCAAUUCCGAGCAUGGAAACAGUAAUCUUCACAUCAUAACUAAGUUGGUAAAUGUGACCUCCCAGGUUGUUCAGGGGACUUUGUAUACAUUUUUCGUCAAGUUUUCCCCUACAUCGUGCACAACUUUUGCCAUUGACAACAUUCAUGUUUUGGAUGACAUUUCUCUUAAUCAGAAUUCUUGCUACGUAACUGAUGGAGAGAGUAAGAUUUGCAAAGUCACUGUAUGGCAAAGACCAUGGCUCCAAUCUGAUGCUUCUGAAAUAAUAAGAAUAGUUAAUUGUUCCACGGACACGAAUUGAUCUGCUCUCGUUCUAUGCUGUGUCAGUAAUUCAUGCAAUAAUGGGGAUUUAGAUUUUAACAUUUGAUGAUUCGUAUACCGCAAAGUUUGCUUCAUUCUCCAUGUGUGUAAUUUAUUCAUUAGUUAAUUAGAUUUCACUUUAACGGAAACAACUUAACUUCAUACUCUUCAUUUCUGGCGAUUCAUUAUCAAACCUAAUAGUCUCACUUGAUUUUGUUUGCAGCAGUAUAUUCUAGUAAAGUAAAUAUGAUUUUAUGAGGCUAAUAUUUUGCUGGUAGUUUACUUUUGAUUUCGUAUUUGGAGACUACUGAUAAACACUCCCUAUCUGGCAUUUAAAAACUUUUCUUUUAGCUGCUCUUUUAAAUUAUUCAUACAUGGGAUUUCAUUUUAAUUUCGGUAUUGUAAUUGUUGUACGUGUUUUAAACCGUGAAUUUAAAUGUUAUAAGUUGGAUUUAAUGUUGUUUGUCUUUUUAGUUCGGUAUGUAAUCAGAGCUUGUCAUAUCUUAUUUUUAACAAAAAUAAAAGGUGUGGGGAUUCUACCUCAUAAUCGUGAGAGACAUGUAUACUCACUAGAGCUACUUUUAAAUUCAGCCUUAAAUUCAAAACUUACAUAACUUGGGGUUGUUUUUAUUUUCCUGAUGUUUUGUGCAGGUUAUAUAAAUGAAAUAAAAAAUGACUCAUUUCGUCUUAUAUUACUUGUCACUACUAUUCAAUAUGUUUUGAUCACUCCUUACUAUUGUCUUUUAGAUUCAUUUCUACUGAACAUCAUUUUCGAAAAUAUUAGCUUAUAAAUAUCAGAUGAUUUAACUGUUGUUCAUGA